AUGAGCUGUGUUAUCACUCAGCAUCUCACCGUGCCGCUACCUUCCCCGCCCGACGCUAUGCACAAGAUGGACGAUUCACGCCCUGUCCUCAUCAUCGGUGCGGGUCUGUCGGGCCUUGCCCUUGGGCGACUAUUGACAAAUAAUAAUAUUGCAAACAUCGUCUUCGAAGCCUCUCCGCCGGAACGCAGCCAGGGUUUUGCCAUUUCCAUGCAUGACUGGGGCUAUUACCCGUUGCUCGAGGCCCUCGGCGGGCUAUCCCAAAGUAUGAUCAAGGCUGUUGGGCCGGACCGCUUCAUCGGCGGCACUGGAUGGGUAGACCUUGCAAUGCGCGAUAACAUGACGGGACAGGUACUCGUCGAACCGGACGCAGAUUCCCCGCCAACGGUCGUGCGAGCGAAUCGCAAUUCAUUGCGGGCCUGGAUUGCCGACUGCGGGGACGACCAGCUGGAUGUGCGUUACGGACAUCGGCUCAAGAGCAUCUCGGGGUCAAUGGGCAACGUGCGGGCAGUCUUCGAGAAUGGAGCUGCAUAUGACGGCUCGGUGGUCGUUGCCGCUGACGGUGUGCAUUCAACGGUGCGUUCGCAAGUUCUGCCACAUAUCGUCCCGGAAGUGGUGCCUGUGGUGGUCUACCAUGGCGAGUUCGAGGUGUCGCGCGACAAGUACGACCGGUACAUGCGUCCUGUCAUCGGCAAUGCUAAUAUUCUUGCUGGCGUGGGCGACGGGUUCAAUACGCCGAUUACGGCCUGCAAUAUCACGAAGACGCGGGUGCACCUCGACCGGUCGUAUUUCCGACCAGCGUGCGGCGAAAAUGACCGAUUGUUCAAUGUCAAAAAACCGGAAGACGAGACGCGAGAGCCACCCCCAGGCACUCCUGGACGAGUUGUCGUCGCGGCAGCUCGCAGAGCCGUGGGCACGCACUCAGUAUUCCACUGGAUCAGUCGAUGCGUGAUCAUGCCGACGGCGGAUGCAUUGCAAGCUGCACAGGCAGGCGUGGUGUUCAUCGGGGACUCGUGGCAUGCGAUGCCGAUCUUCGGCGGCGAGGGCGGCAACCAUGCACUGGUGGAUCGACUAUACCGAUGA
Molecule: messenger RNA, 1080 nt
Organism: Penicillium coprophilum
Lineage: Eukaryota; Fungi; Ascomycota; Eurotiomycetes; Eurotiales; Aspergillaceae
Product: FAD-dependent oxidoreductase
Exons: 3
Coding region: 1-1080 (359 amino acids)
Molecular function (GO): FAD binding
Source: RefSeq, a predicted model, not a curated record